ACCACUCGACCUUCAUAUUAGAGUAAGUCAUUUUAUUUUACUUUAAAAAUCAAUGAAUAUGUUAAUUUCUAUUAUUAUUGUCAUUAUUGUUUUUAGGCAUUUACAAAAUUAGAUCAGCUGGAGAUUCAAUUGGCAACGACCGAACAUCCUCCACACUCUCCACAACUAGCUAGGUUCCACGCCCAAACUUCGGCAACACUCACGGAAGUAACUUCUAGUCCGCUGGCAGAGGGUUAUGCCCUCCUUGAUGUCACGGGAAGAGGAGCGCCUGGUGCAGAGGGAGUGAAGCGAACCGUCGAAGAGUUAGAAAACCGGAAGAUACGUCUUCUUGAGCGGUGUACCGCGCAUAAAGAAGAAAACCUGAGGAUCUCAAAAGGCCUGGCGAUUUUCUUCGAAAAAUACGAAGAGUUAAGAUCAUGGCUGACGGGUAUUGCCGAUGCAUUUCUUCGCGGCCACCAGGACAUGGGAAGUGAUUUGCCGAUGGCUCAGGACUUUUAUAAGAUGCACUGCCAAUUGUUAGAGGACUUGGGGAAGCGCGGGGAUGAAAUUGACGAAGCACUGUCAGUUUUAUCGGGAACAAUUAUGGAAAUAACUGAUGAGAGACAGCGAAUUGCUCAGAAGAAACACAUUGAAGAUCGUGUUGAUGCUCUGAGAGACUCUUGGUUAGAUUGCCGGCAUACUGUUGAAGCAAGACUUCAUCUCAGUGCUUUGUAUGUCGAUUUUCAUGAAGCAGCUGUUGCUCUGGGGAAAGAACUCGAUGAAGUUGAGAGUGAAUUCAAGAAACAUUCGGAUAAUGCUGAAGAGGGAAGAAUAGAUGAUUUAGAAAAACGGUGGAAUGAAUUGCGGCCGCUUUAUAUGAGACUGACUAGUGCUGGAUCUGCAUUUUUAGCUGAAGCUGAUAGGUGCACUGAUGCGUACUUGGACAUCCUGCGUGCACGGUUGUGCGUAGAAACGACCUUGGAACGCUUCGCUAACAGGCAACUAACCGUGACUGAAUCAUGGGAGAACUGGCAGACUUCUGUUGUUACAACAAGGGAGCGGAGAAUUGAACAAGAGAGACGAUUUGAAGAAACUACUAAAACAUUAGCAUGGGCAACCAAGUUUGGUGAACAGCUUUACCCUAUCAUCACUUCUGAGUCUAUUAAACCUUCUGUUAUUCUUCAAGACCUUGAAAGUACGCAAUUGGGUAUUCUUCCGGAGUUAAAGAAGGCUGUUACUGAGUUAGAUGCCAGAAUCAAGAGCGUUGAGAGCUUCACUAAUGGAGAUGAUAAUGUAAGCGAACGAAUAAAAGAAAAAUUAUCAAAAGUUUACGAGCAUCUUCGAACGACUGCGACAGAUUAUCAAAAUCUUCUUGAAUCAUUAAUUUCUAUUUUUGAUGAUCUAGUUCAGAUUGAAAAUAAAACGGAGGAAGUAAAUGAGAUUCGUAAAAAUUUAGAGCAAUCAUCUGGAUUUCUUACAGAAUCUGGACGAGAUGAAGUACGAAUGAAAGCGGAAACAAUAAAUAAAAUACGCGACGCGAUAACAGAAGUACUUAAAAAUGUUGAGCCGGCGAUUGAUCAAGUUAUAUCGAGAAUCCGAACCCAAGAGCCCGCAGAAGCUGCAGUGCAAGAAACAGAAAAAUUAAAUCUAGUUUUUAAUAUUACUUCUGCUAACUGGGAGAACGCUUGUAUGGAAGCCAAGUUUAAGUUUGAUAAACGUUUGCUGUUUUGUAAUUUUGCUGAUGAUUUGGAUCGUAUUGAUGCUGAUCUUAUGCAUUUAAGUGAUCAAUUAGCUGGCAGUGCUGAGUCAGGGCAUCGUUUUACUGGCGACUCAUUGCCAGCCGCUGAAGCUGCUUCUUCAGCAUUUUUGCAUUUCGAAAAAACUGUUACGAUUUUAGAAGAAAGAAUAAAAGUAUUUAUAAAAUCAACGGAGAAUAAUUUUGAACUAACAACACCAGAAUCUGCACCGAUGAUAAAUCGUGAGCUUUUAAAACUUCAAGAGCGUUGGGAUGAAUUAAAACGAUUGUCCGAAUCGACUCGAGAACGAAUAAAUUCUAGCAUUGAGUACUUCAGACUUCUAGAGGAGGCUAAAAAUUGGUACCGAGACGGAAAUAAGUUGAUGAUUGUAAUAGCUAGAAAAUCAUCAUCAGCAAAGACCCCAGAAGAAGUGCAGGAAUGCCUGACAGGGAUCGAAGGCUACUUAAAGCCGGGUGAAGAACUUCAAGAACAGCGUAUUGAGAAAAUCCGUGAUUUAUCCACGAGAAUCUUCGGUACUGAUCGGCUGCCGCAGUUCAACGAAGUGGUUGUAGAAAAUCGCGAAACCCUCGACUCGUUUGCAGUGAUAACAUCUGAAUUACGUACAUUAGCGCAGAACUUGAAAAACUCCGCGGAUAUUUUCGAAGAGAAAAAACGCGAGAAAGAAGAGGAAUUACGGAAAUUAAAUGCUGCUAGAGCAGAAGCUCAGGCUGCUUACGAGGCUGAAAUUGAGCGUAAAAAAGUAGAGACUAUGAUGGAGGAGAAGAAGAAACAAGAACAUGCGUUAAAAAGUUCUGUAUUUGCACAAACGGAAGAGGAGCAAAAGGUAGUGGAAGAAACCGUAACAUCAGCUGUAACUACUAAAGAAAUAAUUAUUCUACAAAAGACAGAAGUUGAGGAAGAUUUACCGGUUCUCAUGCCGUAUGUUUACAAUCCAUCUGAAGAAUCCACUAAAGAUAUAAAAAAAGAUACUCAAGAACUUGUUUUACCCGAGCCACCUAAGUUUAUUGUCCCGCUGAAUGACUCGACUAUUGAGGAAGGCAAUAGAUUCAUCUUUCAAUGUAAACUAGAGCACGGAAAACCCAAGCCCGAAAUUAUAUGGUAUAAAGACGGAAUCUCGAUACUUAAUAAUCCGGAUUACUUAACCAGUUAUGAUGAAGAAACCGGUCAAUGUAUAUUGACUAUCGAGGAAACUUUUGCUGAGGAUUCUGCUAGGUUUAUGUGCAAAGCUUUUAAUACCGCGGGAUUCGCUGAAACUGGAGCUAUUCUUAAGAUUAAAGAAACAGCACCGGAGCAACAACUAAGUCCUCCUACCUUCAUAAAAGAGUUGCUGGGAUCAGUUGCCAAGAAAGGAUCUCCUCAUUUCUUGUCGUGUAGAGUGACCGGUAAUCCUCUUCCAACAGUCCAGUGGUUCAAAGAUAACAUCAAUAUAGAAGAUUCUUCUCCCGAUUACGCGAUAACUUACAACAACGGCGAGGCUCUAUUGAAGUUCAUUGAAGUAUUACCAGAUGACAGCGGUGUUUACACGUGUAAAGCAACUAAUAAACUAGGACAAGCGUCUACUUCAGCAAACUUACUAGUCGAAGCCGAAAUAGAUGAAAAGAAAACAGUGGAAGUUAUUCAGUCGAACGGAAUAUCCAGUUCUACUCCAGAAUUACUAGAAGAAAGUAAUAAAAUUAUUUCCAAGGUCAGUUUUAUUAAGGAGCAGAAAAUUAUUCAAGAGUCACGAAUAAUAAAAAUUGAAAGCCACACUGAAGAGAUGGGAGGGAGUGUUAGUCACAUUAUACCUGACGCUUCUGCUCAGGAAAUAACAACCUCCGUUAAUCAGGAAGAAAUAGUUGUUCCUGUUAAGGUUCAAACCGGUGUAGUUAAGAGUCCGGAGAUGCCGGAACUUUUUGAAGUGCCGGAGCUGAUUAAACCCAGUGUACAAUUACCGCUUAAAGACGUACAAGUGUUCGAGGGAAAUACUGUGAGACUAGACUGCGUUAUUAUCGGUCAACCUGAACCUGAAGUAAUUUGGUACCACGACGAGCAACCGGUUAAAGAGUCUGCUGAUUUCCAAUUGCUAUUUCAAGGUGACAGAUGCUCUCUAAUUAUUCAUGAAGCUUUUCUCGAUGACGCUGGCAAAUACAAAGUUGUUGCUAUUAACAGUCAAGGUGAAAUUUCAAGCGAGUGUGUUUUAUCAGUUAUUCCGUCUUCGGAAGCUGCCAAACAGUCAACAGUAAGUACUGCGCCCCAGUUCGUAAAAUUAAUAGCCGACGUUUUGGUAUCUGAAGGUGAAGAUGCCGUUUUUGAGUGUCAAGUAACCGGAGAACCCAAGCCCGAUUUGCGUUGGUACUUCAACAAUGAAGAGAUAGUAUUUGUACACGAAAGAAUAACAAUGACACACGAUAAAACGGGUAAUUGUACGCUGAAAAUAUGCUCGACUACUGCUGAAGAUAAAGGAAAUUACGUGGCCAAAGCCAUAAAUUUGAUUGGUGAGGCCAAAGCGAUAGCCAGGCUGGUAGUCAAGCCAGCCAGCAAUGAAUCUUUCAAACGAGAAGAAUUGAUACCUAUGGAGGAAAAAUUACUAGCUCCUUCCUUUGAAGAAAGUUUUGAAGACAAGCGCGUUGUUCUUCAAGGAGUGUCUACUAAAUUUGAGUGCAUUGUUCACGGGAAGCCCACUCCCAAGAUCCAAUGGAUGUUCAACGAGAAACCUGUGCACGGUAAAAGUUUUUUAGUGUCUGUUAGUGGUGACAGACAAGUUCUAACGAUACCGGAAACAAAUCAAGAGCACGUGGGCUUUAUAUCAUGUGUUGCUGAGAAUACUAAGGGCAAAGCAACUUGUACUACGCAACUUGACGUUAAAGGAGGAGGAGGAGGAGGUGAGGAGACAAAAGCUACUGCGGCCAAGGGGGUGGAGGACGCUAAAGAUUAUUUUUCACCUCUUGGGGACGAUAUGCAGGCUUCAAACAGUAGCGAGUCACACUUGAUCACCGAAAGAAAGACUUUACCCAGUGACCAAGUGGAUGAGAGUGUUCUCACUAAAAUGUCAUCUUCUUAUACUUCGUCGUCAACGACCCAGUCUAGUUGCACUAAAGAAUUUAAAUCUUCUACUACGUCGUCUAGUGUUAUAACUGAGCCGCAAUUUAGACCAGCUCCUGGCAAUGUUGUUACUAAAACUCAUGUUGAAAGCAGAGAAUACAGUUCUCAGGAGAAUGGAGGUCCGCCAGUUGUUCAGAGCCACAAAGUGGAAGAGUACGAAAAAAUAGUUCAAGACAGCCCGGGUCAACUGAGACAAGAAAAAACUAAAAUAGUAACAGAGGGUAAUGUUGCACUGAAGAUGCAAAAACCAGCGAGGAAAAAUGUCGCUCCUAGAUUCGUCUCACCGCUCACGGGAAUGAUUGUCGAUCAGGGCCAUGACGUUGUCCUUGAAGGAGUUAUUGAUGGUUUUCCGACACCUGUAAUCACUUGGAUGAAAAACGGCCAAGAUGUUAAAGACGGAGUGAAGACAACAUUUGAACACAAUCAUGUGCGCCUUGAAUUGAAAAAUGUCAAUGUUAGAGAUGCGGGUAGAUAUACUUGUACUGCUGUCAAUGAUAUUGGAAACGCUAGCAGUACAGCGGAUUUAGUUGUAAAAAAAACUAUCUUCCCCCCGGUCUUUGGUAAACGUCUUCAAGCUCAAGUAGUGAAGAAAGGAGAACGUGUUAUUAUGGAAGUUGAGAUAACUGGAACACCUGAACCAACAGUAACUUGGUACAAGGAUGAUGAACCUUUGAUAGAUGUUGAUGGCCAACUGAAACAAAUUGGAAAUUGUUAUUUAUUAAUUAUUGAUGCAGCCGAAAAACGUCAUGCUGGUAAAUACAUGGUUCAUGCAUCAAAUGCUGGUGGUGAAGGACAAAGUAUAGCUGAUUUUGCAGUAUUCGAACCAACUCCAGAUACAAUGGUAGAAGUUCAUAAAACAAUCGUUUAUGAAAACGUAGCUGACAAAAAUUUAAAGUUGGAAGAAAAGAAGAGCGAGCUACCAUCAGCAGCCUUAACAGCCGAGCACAUAGCUACCACGACAAUCCAACCAAGUUCAACCUUAAAAACCCUCAACCCUACACCUAGCUCAACAUCAUCCAAAAUCCGUAAAAUCGAGCUUAUAGGCCCUAAAAGUAACCAACACACCGAAGAAAUCGUAGAAAAAGCAACGCGAUCCGAAAUGAUAUCCUCGACAAUAGAGUCUCACCAAAGUGAGACGAAGUCCGAGCAGAAAUUCCACAUGAAACUCCAGCACCAAGCACCCUCUUUAUUCGAGGGUGACUCCAGUACUCCAGCCGCUCCCACAGUGACAACCACCACCACCAAAAUCAGCACUCAUGAGACUCAAAAAGGCGGAGAGCCCGUUACAACUCGUACAACUGAGUUUGUAGAGUCUAAAACGCUCGAAAAAGAAGCCGAAGAAAACGAAAAUGUCGAGACGGCUACCAUAGCAAAGAAAGAUGCAUUAAGUUUCUUCGAAUCUAUGUCAAAGGACAGCGAGAUGACUCCAAAAGGUCCCAAAGCGAUGAUUAAACUUACCGAAGAAGACAAGGAAGGGAAUUACGAUGUAAAGGUCGAUAAAUUAACGAAAAAUUAUGAACGUUCGACUAAAUUUGAGGAAGUUAAAAAACCAAUUCCAGAAACUUUAACUCCAGCGAAGAAAUCUGUUCAAGAUAUCUCUCACAAAUUUGAAGCUCCAAUAAUAACCAAAGGUGUUGACAAUGUGAUGAUUGAUUUCCCCUACGACGAUUACAAACUACCGGCUCUAAAUAUCCAACGAGCCGUUCUUGAAGACACAACAGCCUCCGGGUCUCCUAUUCACGGCACGCUAACUAUUUCCCGGCUUGUCGCGCAGUCUGAAAGCGCCGAAAAAAUGUUAUCAGGAUUUAAUCUAGUGCCCGAGCCACCGCCAGAAAUUGGCUACAUGCCAAAGCCGGAUGAAGAAGUUAAAAAAGGAAUUGAUGUGUCGUCCAAAGCAAAACAACUCCAGGAAUUUCAGAAGAAAUCCGUAGAUGCUCCUAUUGGUGGCGUUAAAAUUUUCCCAACUGCUAAUGCUCCUCAAAAAACUCCUCAAAUUCCCGAAACUAAACCCAAGACUACUUACAUUGCUCCGCCGUUUGAUCUAUCCGAGAAAGAAUUCUGUAAAAAAGAAGUAGUUGAAGAACGUUGUAUCAAAAAGGAUGUUCAUAAAAAAGAAGACCAAGAAAAGUGGUGGUCCUCAACCUCAGAUCUAGAAACCAGGUCUCAUAUUUCCACAGACUUAUCAGAUUAUAGAUGCCAAUCAGGCGCCUCAAGCCAAUUUGAAGGCCGUCCGAGUUCUCCAAAACCUUCAGCAGAUGGUAUUGCUAUGGAGAAAUACUGGGCCAAGUCAAAAACUACUGAAGCUAAUAGGAAAUCCUGGCCACCUCCAGCAUCAGCUGGUAAUGGUAAUGGUAAGGAGACUACUAAGACUUUUACUAAGAGGGAAGAGUGGAAGGAACCUGAAGUUGGGUACAAAACUUCGACGCAUGAAAAUAGGGAUGAGGUUGAAGAAAUUCCCGGGGGAGGUGUUACGAAAACGCAUAUUGAAUCUACUAGUAGUUUGGAGACUCGCUCAUGGAGUACUAGAGAGAAUCAAAUUUCUCAGACAGUUAUUGAAGAGCCUCCUAAGAAUAUUGUUAAUAAUAUUGUUAAAGCUCCUGCUCCUGCUCCUAAACCUGCACCAGCUCCUGCACCAGUUACAAUGUACAAAGCAGAGACUACAAAAGUAGACCACAUUGUUAAUUCAAUGCAAGAGAAAUCUAUAAUGGAAAAAUACUCUUCCGAGUGUGAGGUCAAAAAAAUGGAGUCUAUGGAGAAAAAUUAUGAAGAAUUAAAAGCUCCUGGAUUGGUUAAGGCUAUUCCUUCAAAACCAGUCGUUCAACUUUACCACUCUCCUGGAGAUAAUAUUAAACCUGAGCCGAUGAAAACUUUCCAGGAGUCGGCUUCAAUGUUUAAAGGAACCUUAGCUACUGCUCCUAAGCGUCCGGUUGUUCAAUUGUAUCACCCAACUAGUGAACCUGAGAUUAUUUUGGAACCGGGUCCGCCUCCUGAAAUUGGCUACGCUCCACCUCCUAAUGAGAAUUAUGAGAGGAAGUUUGAGCGGUUUGAGAAGACUAUUGAGAUGCAUAAAAAAGAAGAUGCUCCGCCAAUUCCGCCGAAAGAUGCGCGGAAAACUCCGCCGCCGCUUCCAGCGAAGAAAACAGAGCCGUUUUCUUGCGGAAACUUUGCUAGAGGGCAGUUUAUUGAAUCGGACUAUGAGUCUGAUUUUGAGUCUUGCAAAAAAUGGCGGCCUUGUGAGAGUGAAAGUGAGGAGAAGAAGUACAGAAGGGUUCAACCACCCACGCCAAGGCAACCUAGGCCUAGAUCUACGGAGCCUGGACCUCCGCCGCCGUCUAGCUUUGAAGUUCCGCCGCCAGAGGUCACUGGGCCGCCUAGGCCUGAUUAUUUGACGGAGAGCUUGAGUUCUUGUAAGAAGAGCAGCACUAUGAUGAGCAGGCAGGAGAGAAGCGCUAAGCAGCAGCAGCAUUAUCAGAAUCAAGGAUUUUCGCAGGAUUCGGGGGUUAAUCUUCCCAAACCGGGAUCUCCGCCGAUUUAUGUCACUCCUGAGCCUCCUAAAUGCAAGAGCAGGGUUUUUCAGCAGGAGAGUGGGUACAUGGCUGAUACUGAUGAACCGUUUUAUCAACGGGAGGCUUGUAGUUUGGUUCAGAAGACUUGUGGAAAGAAUGAGGGGUCUUCUAUGUCUUCUUAUGAGUCUAAACAAUUUAUGGAGAGCAAAAGUUAUGUGAGCUCUUCGAGUAAUCAAAGGAGAGAAGAAAUGAAUUGUGUCUCUUGUCCUGGGCAGACAUCUUCUUGUAACGCGCCAACGCAACAGAGGAUUUAUGAAAAGUCUUAUAUACCUACUGCACCGAAUAACAACUCUAGAUGUUUUAAAAAUGACAAGGAGGAAACGAGUUAUUCCUGGUCACAAAAUCAAAAAAGUUCAGCUACUAGUCCUUCCAAAUUCGCACGCGGCGAAUUUCGAGAAAGUGACUACGAGAGCGACUACGAAGGACGUAUUCCACCUUUAUGGAAACCUCGAAGUGAAUCUGAUUUCGAAGAACAUCAUUCAUAUAAAUCAGUUAAAUCAAAUUUGUCAGGAAAACCGAUGAAACCGCAAGAAGUCGCGGUAUCGCAGUCUUCGUGUCUGGCGAAGAAGAUGGAGUUUGAAAAACUGGAGCGAGAAAACAGUUGCAUUAGAAAGGAGGAUAAAAAAUCACCAUCAAAGCCAAUUCCGAUGCGUCAAAAAUCUGUACUGCUUCCCGGGUCGCCACCAGAGAUUGGUUUUGCUCCACCACGGCCUCAUUCGUUUUACGAGGGCCACUCUGGAGUCCCGUCUUCAUCAUACCACAGCGGGACAGUCGGUACCGAGAUGAAGAAAACAGUACGAAUGGACGAGUCAACAGAGAACACUCGGAGAAUUGUCACCGUUGAACAAACCAGUCGCGUUAUUAAAUUCGGAGACAAUCAACAGAGUCGUCCGUCGGUAUUUAAAGUACCGACCCCCACAAAAUUUGUCCAGGGUCAUUUUCGCGAGUCGGAUUACGAGAGCGACGCGGAUAUUGGAAAGAUAAAAAUAAGACCCAAGUGGGCGCCAGCGGAGAGCGACACUGAUGAUCCGCAUUAUCGUAAAGUUCAGCCGCCUAGAUCAUCCAGUGUCCCUCCACCGCGUGAAUCUGGUGAGAGAGUUGUCACUCCCAUGGAGUUUGAUCGCCCGCCCGCGAUGGCUGGAACUGCCGAGGCUCAAACUUAUGAGCAGCAUUUGCGCCAACUUCGGCAAGAAAGUGAGAAAUUUAAGCGUGAGAAUCGCAAGAGCUACGACUGCUCCACAUUGCCUCUUGAUAAUAAAAAACGAGAAAGCAAAAAGAUUGGUGAUAAUUUCACUGAUCUCGCGGCUACGCAAUAUGGAUUUAUGAGUAAUCGUGACAUGAAGAAUGCUGCUAAUCACGUAGCAUCGAAGCACAUGACGGACAUGACAAGCAGCUUCAAGGCAAAGACCGAAAAGUUUGUAAAAGAAAUCCAGUCCGAUCUGAAGCACCAGAGCAAGCCGAUUCUAAAACACCCGGCAGAAAAGCACCACCAGGAUCCGGAUCAGUCUCAAGCUUAUCGCGAAGAAAAACGGAUGUCCCAAUACGGCACCAAGCACAUUGAUCCGGACACAGGAUUGAUCUACUUCAAGUACGACUUCGGGUAUGAGUUUGGAAUCGUCCUUCCAGGAGAAUCCAAGAAGACUAUAGCCAGCAGCAAUAAAACGAUCCAAGGCCAGCGACGUCCAAGUGACAUCGAAGUUCCUAUUUCUCAUGAGUUCACCAAUAAUCGCCAGGAGAAUGGGUUCACUCACACUCGCACUCCCUGGCAGUCCAACAACAACAACAACAACAACAACAACAACAACAUCAACAAUAACAUCAACAACCAGCAGAAAAAAUUCUCUCCCUCGAAAUUUUCCACCGGAAAAACCGUAAAGUGGGAGCCAACAUCCGAGAGCGAAUUUUCGGAGGCAGAGGACUCGAUUCGUCGGAAAAAACGUGGAGUUAUGCCUCCACCUCCGAGUCUAUUGAUUCCUCAAAGUCCCAGCUCACCUAGAUGGGACCCAACAACGCCUUCGCCGAUGUCGCUCAGCCCUAGUCUUCCUAGUUUCUCACCCAGACACUCCAGCGCUACUACGGGGCCACCCAGCAACGUUGACUCCAUCGCAGAGUCGCCGUGGCCGAAUAGCAACGGGAACUCCGGGCAGAAAGAAAUUAUUCAGCCUUAUUUAGAUAUUUUGCCAAAGAAAGCUCCACUUUUUAUCACGCCACUGAGAGACAUUGCUGUGGUAAGCGGUCAGACAGCGAGAUUUGAGUGCAUCGUUCAAGCAGAACCGCAGCCGAAUAUUCUUUGGUCCAAAGACGGAAGGAUUGUCGAGAACUCUCAUAACUACGAGGUUUAUUACAGAAACGGAGUCUGUCGACUUGUAAUACCUUGUGCCUGUCCAUCUGACGCUGGCACGUAUGUCUGCACUGCAACAAACAGCCUCGGUUCAACAGCGACAUCAUCUUCACUCCAAGUCCCAGAAGUAUGCAUGAAUCAUCAGCGAAAUGCAGACUCAACUGAGACAUCAACAGAAGGUUCUAAAUAUGUCACUUUGAGUAAUAUUUUCACGUCAAUAGGAAACUCAUUAAAUAUUUUGAAAAAUUAUGAGGCAAAUUUUUUAAAAAUAGAAGAAACUCAAAACAAUAGAUUAAACGAUAAGGAUAAUUGUUAUGAAACUAAAAUCCAAGAUUCGUACGACCAAGAAGACAUUGAUAGUGAAGAUACAUCCCAAAGUAAUUACGACGAGAUAACAAGACGCUUAGAAGCAUACAGUGACGGAGAUUACAGUUAUCCAGAAUUUUAUUCGACUAAUAAAAUAACCUACGAGAGUUUCAGUAGUCCAGAAUUUUUUCGUCACUUUAAAACACCAGUUGGGUACGCAAACAGCUUCAAAAUGAAGCGACAAACGUCGCUUAAUCAGCAACAACAACAAAUGCAGCAACAAAUGCAGCAGCAACAAAUGUCGACAAUGCAACAGCAAUAUAGUCAGCACAGAAGUGAACGACAAAUUACAAGACAACAAAUUACAACUCAGCAAAGAGUGCAAGGAGAGUUAGUGAUGACAACUUCGCCGGCACCAGUAUUUACUGGAAGACCUGGAGACCCCUCGCCGCCGAUAUUCGAGCAGAUAUUUAAAAAUGCAAGGUUUGCACAAGGCGGUAAUGCUAUUUUUGAUGGAAGAGUUAGAGGAAAUCCUAAACCUGCUGUUUCUUGGACACACAAAGGAGCUCCUUUGAGGGAGUCACAGAAAAUUCGAAUGUCUUAUGAUGAAAAUACUGGAAACGUUACGCUGCAAAUAAAUCAAAUUGGGCCUGGUGAUGAAGGAGAAUAUACUUGCAAUGCACGAAAUCAAUAUGGUGAAGCUAUUUGCUCAGUCUACAUUCAACCUGAAGGUUUUGGGCCUCCACCAAAACAAGGCUACAAGGAUUAUCAACAACGCUAUUCUCAGACUAUCGACAAGCGUUACACCAACGGGUCAACAACAACCACGACAGUCACCACCGAAGAAUUCAAAGUCGACACAUUCGAGUACAGAUUAUUGCGUGAAACAGAAUUCCGUGAGUCUGUAACACGUCGUUAUGUUGGUGAAUCUGAUUCCCAAGUGUCAACGACAGUAGACCGUAGCCUUGGUCCUGUUGCGCCUCCACAAAUUAGCCAGAAACCGAGAAACUCAAAACUUACAACGUGGUUCAAAGACGGCCAAAGACUCCGCGAUUCCCAGCGUAUAGAAACAAUCCAUUCAAACCAACAAGCAACUCUGCGUAUCGUCGGAACAAACCAAAGCGACAGCGGACAUUACACCCUGCUGGCAGAAAACCCUCAAGGUUGCACAGUGUCAUCAGCUUACUUAGCGAUCGAGCAAACUGACCAAGUAGACCAUGCCCAGCCGCAGUACAUCCAGAGAGAAGCAAUUAAGACCGUUGAAACUAUUGAAACAACAACUCCAGAAGCUAACAAAGCCUUGCCACCGAAUUUCGUUCGCACUUGCGCUGACCGCGACGUUACCGAGGGAAAAAUGACCAGGUUUGAUUGUCGCGUCACUGGACGUCCUUACCCAGAAGUCACCUGGUACAUCAAUGGUUACCCAGUUGUCAAUGAUGCAACCCACAAAAUUCUUGUUAAUGAAAGCGGAGAUAACUCAUUGAUGAUCACCAACGUUACACGCGUUGACGCUGGUACUGUUACAUGUGUUGCUAAGAACAAGGCCGGUGAAACAUCGUUUCAGUGCAAUCUUAAUGUUAUUGAGAAGGAACAAGUUGUAGCACCGAAAUUCGUCGAAAGAUUCACCACGACUAAUGUUAAAGAAGGAGAGCCGGUGGUUUUUGCUGCUAGAGCUGUUGACGGAAGUGGAGCAUCAACGCUAGAUAUUCCUUAUGCAAAGUAUACAGAUGCAGCCUGGUACCAAUGCACUGCUCAGAAUGUUGCUGGAUCUACAGCAACUCGCGCCCGGCUCUUUGUUGAAACGCCAAAAGGAGCGACCCCUGAACCAAGACGCCUGAAUUUACCCCGACCGACUAAAGUCAUCGAACCAGAACCUGCGCCUGGUCCUGAAGUGAUUUAUUUGAGACACGUGGAACGUGCUAAACCCCACUUACCUCCCGCUGAGGAAGACAGGAUUUAUCCACCUCCGAGAAUUAUCGUUCCGCUACGAGAUGUUCACCAAAUCGAGGGUGGACGCAUACACUUCGAGGCCAGGAUCGAACCGGUGGGCGACCCUACUAUGAGGGUCGACUGGUAUGUCAAUGGAAGAGUUUUAGAAGCAAGUUCCCGAGCAAAUACACUCUUCCGUUUUGGUUUCAUUUCUAUGGACUUGAUCAGCGUGGUACUCCACGACAGCGGUGACUAUGUUUGCCGUGUUGUUAGCUCAACUGGAGUCGCUGAAUCUCGUGGUGUUCUCAGUGUUACACCACGUGCAACAAUUGAACAAACAAGUCAGCAUCCAGACAGUCUUCGAUACAUACAGCAGCUCGAAGAUUACUCAAAAUACCAAAGACAAGAGAGCAUUGAAGAUCAAUCAUCCCAACGACCGGUCUUUAUCCGUCCACUCCAGGAGCUCGGUGAACUUCAAGAGGGCCGUAAUGCUCAUUUUGAAGCUCAGCUUACUCCUGUCAGUGACCCCACUAUGAAAGUUGAGUGGUACAAAGAUGGAAGACCAAUUACAGCUAGUUCAAGAAUUACGACAAUCUUCAACUUCGGAUACGUCUCGCUAAAUAUAAUGCACCUACGGGCUGAAGAUGCCGGUUCUUAUACUGUCAGAGCUGUUAAUCGUAUGGGAGAAGCAAUAAGCACUGCGUCUCUUCGUGUCUUUGCACGCACCAGCGUAACCGCAGACCUUGGAAUUCCCGAGCAGCAAAAGUAUAUCGAGGCUGCUGAAGAACUGGAGGCAUAUCAACUAGCUAUGCACCAGAAGUAUGUUAGAGAAGAACCAGAACCAACGAGUCCACCGGAGUUUAAAACGCCGAUUAAAGAUCAGAUCAACAUUCGCGAAGGCGGUUCAAGAAUCACAACUUUCUUCAACUUCGGGUACGUCGCCCUAACAAUAAAAUACGUAACAAUCCACGACGUCGGAAUUUAUACCUGCCGUGCUUACAACAGCGUCGGCGAAGCCCAAACAAUGGCUCAAAUGAGCGUGAUAAGCAAGAACGACAUAAUCUACGACAGCCAACACCCUCAAGGUCUCCAAAAGAUCCAAAGUCUUGAAGACUCAAGCCGCUACCAGCGGCAAAUCUCCGAACAAACUCAAGUAACCCAAAAGCCGCGCUUUUUGGGCCCUUUAAAAGGCACCAACAAGAUAGUAGAAGGCCAGAGGGCGCACUUUGAAGCGCGAGUCGAGCCGCAAAGCGACUUAUCAAUGAUAAUCGAGUGGUACCACAACGGCAAGCCUAUCACCGCCGCAAAUAGAAUCCAGACUUACCACGACUUUGGCUACGUCGCUAUCGACAUUCUUCAGGUUCGUUCUGAAGAUGCAGGAACUUACACAGUAAUAGCUAGAAACGCUUUAGGAGAAGCUCGCCUCCAAGCGACGAUGAUUGUAGAGACCAGGUCGGGAAUUGACACCAGCAGCAUGCAUCGUGGCGCUUACGAGAAAACUCAGCGCUUGGAAGAGUCUCGGUUCGUGGAACCUCAGUAUCAUAUCGAAGAAAUUUCAAAAUCGAAGCCGAUUUUUGUUCAGCCUUUGAGCGACCCUAAGCCCGUUAGUGAGGGGAAGAAUAUUCAUCUGGAGUGUCGCUUGGAACCGAUGGGAGAUCCGACGAUGCGCGUCGAGUGGUUCCAAAAUGGCCGCCCGAUAACAAUUGGUUCCAGGUUCAGAACUUAUUACGACUUUGGUUUCGUCGCUUUGGACAUAGUUGGCACCACUGUUCUUGACUCGGGAGAGUUUACCGUCAGAGCUACCAACCAUCUUGGCUCCGCGCACACUUCUGCGUGCGUAAGAGUCAUCGGAAGGUCCGACGUGGUCACUGAGUCGCAAAAUGAGCAGUCUUUAGAACAGAUUCAAAUGCUAGAAGAUUCCUCUAAGUACAGAAGACACGUUCAAGAGGACGUUACAGUGGUCCAGGCGCCGCAAUUCACCAGAGCGCUCCGCAAUAUUGAGACUGUGGAACUGACCAAUGUCCAUCUGGAGUGUCGCUUACAACCUGUGGGAGAUCCUACUAUGAGAGUCGAGUGGUUUGUUAAUGGAAUGCCAGUUACUAUUGGCCAUCGCUUCAGACCUUCUUAUGAGUUUGAUUAUGUUGCUAUGGAAAUUCUCGGGGUAAAUCCUGAAGAUUCGGGGGUUUAUACUUGUCAAGCUAGGAACCAGCUCGGUGAAGCGGUCACCUCGGGGUCUGUUCGUGUGAGAGCUAAGAAAGAUCUUAUUUUGGAGUCUCAGCACCCGGAGGGACUGGAGAGGAUUCAGUAUCUUGAAGAUGCUUCGAGGUAUAAGAGGAAGGAACUUAUUGAUGAGGUUGUUAAUAUUAAACCCAAGUUUGUUACUUCUCCCAAAAAUCAAGAGGAGCUUCUUGAGGGAGAGUACGCUCAUUUUGAGUGCAAGCUGGAACCUGUGACUGACCCGAACUUGAAGGACACCGUUUCCGUCCCAUUCAUGAUUUCGGUUACGUUGCACUCCACGUAACAGAUGUAAUUCCCGAAGACUCUGGAACUUACACCUGUCGCGCAAUGAACCUCGUCGGCAGUGACGAAGUAAGCUGCGUUCUUAGCUGCCGUUCAACAGCCCAAGUUCUUACCGGCACCCAGAACGAGACCGGCCUUGAACAGAUUCAUUACCUAGAAGACCGAAACAAACAUAUUCGCCGUCGUGAAGUUAUGGAAGAAACAACAACCCAGGCGCCAAUCUUCACCACUUCUCUGAAGAGCGUCGAGAUAAAAGAAGGACAACGCGCGCACUUUGACUGUCGUUUGAUUCCCGUUUCUGAUUCUACCAUGAAAGUAGAGUGGUUCCACAACAACGUGCCAGUUAAAGCUGGCUCCAGAUUCGUUGAGACCAACAGUUUUGGCUUCGUCGCUCUGGACAUUAUGUAUGCUUACCCAGAAGAUGCUGGUACCUACACUUGUCGCGCGAAAAAUGCCAUAGGUGAAGCUAUGACUUCAGCAACUGCUGUUGUUCACACCAAAAAGUCAAUCUAUAUGGAGUCCCAGCGCGAAGAAGUUCUUCAGCGCUUACAUCAGCUUGAAGAUCAUUCAAGGUACCAGCGCAAACAGACUCAAGAAGAGACUGUGUCCCAGGCUCCAGUUUUUACUAUGCCAAUUAAAGAUCUUCGCGUUGCUGAGAAUCAAGCUGCUCAUUUUGAAGCUCGGGUUAUUCCUGUUGGAGAUGCUCGGCUUAAGAUUGAGUGGCUUCGUAAUGGUGUUCCUAUUGAAGCUUCAAAUCGCGUAACAACAAUGCACGACUUUGGCUACGUCGCGCUCAACAUGAAAUAUGUUAACCCAGAAGACUCAGGAACUUAUACCUGCAGAGCUAUCAAUGAUCUUGGUGAAGCAGUAACAUCAGCCACACUAUUUGUCCAAUCAAAAGCAGCUCUGCAACUAGAGUCACAACACGAGACAGCAUUGACAAAGAUCCAAGCAUUGGAAGAUUCGAGCAGAUAUCAGCGUCGCGAGGAAGAAGAAAUAUCUGUUAAAGAAAAGCCACGUUUCACUGUUAGGCUAAACGGUCCAACGAGUUUAGUUGAAGGGCAAAGCGCACACUAUGAGUGCCGCAUUGAGCCCUAUCCUGACGCUACCAUGAAAGUCGAGUGGUUCCAUAACGGACAACCACUUUCCACAGGACACAGAUACAGAACAACAUGUGACUUUGGAUUCGCGGCUUUAGACGUUUUGACUGUCUAUGCUGAAGAUUCAGGCACAUACACUUGCAAAGCCACCAAUAAACUUGGCUCGGCUCAGAGCUCCAUUGAGCUUUCUGUUAAAUCUCGAGCGUCUAUUAUUAACGAAACUCAGCACGAAAGUGCUCUGAAGAAGAUUCAGUACUUGGAAGACGACUCCAGGUUCAAGCGAAUUGAACGCGACGAGCCAUUCGUCGCAGAGAAACCCAAAUUCGGACGCCCGCUGAAGAAUAUUGAGCACUUGCCUGAGGGUAAGAGUGCGCAUUUGGAAGCGACCUUGACGCCAGUCAAUGAUCCUACCAUGGUUGUUGAAUGGUACAGAGAUGGAAAUCCGAUUCCUCAGGGCCAUAAAUUUAAGACCACUUAUGAUUUUGGCUUUGUUGCUUUGGAUAUUCUUUAUGCUUAUCCAGAAGACUCUGGUACUUAUAUGUGCAAGGCUAAGAAUGCUGUCGGGGAAGCUGUUACUACUUGUGUCAUCACUGUUGAUUCUAAACAAGGUUUGUACCUGGACACCUUGGACGCCCAGCGCCUCGAAAAGAUCCGCGCUCUAGAAACAGUAGAAAUAAAAGAAGUAGCAGAAAAAGAAGUAAUCUACCAAAAACCAGUUUUCUUAACCCCCUUAAGCAACCUGGACCACCUAAAAGAAACCGAGCACGCGCACUUAGAAUGCCGCGUGGAGCCAAUAAACGACCCGAACCUCAAGAUCGAGUGGUUCCACAACGGAAAGCCCGUAAAAACCGGUCACCGUUACCGAAUGACCCACGACUUUGGCUACGUCGCCUUCGACAUUCUCUACGCGUACCCCGAAGACUCAGGCACCUACAUGUGCAAAGCGACCAACCUCGCCGGAGAAGCAGUCAAUACUUGCACAAUCCGCGUAGGCUCCCGCCGCAGCAUUCUCUUCGACACCCAACACCCUGAUGGUCUCGAAAAGAUCCGUGAGCUGGAAGCUCAAGGCCACCCUGCCAGAUUAGAAGUCGAAGAGCCACCAGUCUUCCCGCCUCGAUUCGUCACAGAAUUACGUGGAACCACCGAGAUUUACGAAGGCCAAACCGCGCACUUCGAGUGCCAAGUAGAACCUUUGCACGACGCGAACCUUAGAAUAGAAUUCUACCACAAUGGCAAACCCCUACCAUCAGCUUCUCGCUUCCACGUGACCUUCGACUUCGGGUACGUCGCCCUGGACAUCACCCACGGAGUCCCUGAAGACGCAGGCGAGUACUCCGUCAAAGCAAUCAACGCUCUAGGCCAAUGCACAUCAACCAUCAGCUUGAAAGUGAUUCCUCGCGAUAAUAUCAUCAUGGAUCCUCAGCGUCCGGAAGGUCUGGACAAAAUCCGCGAGCUAGAAUCCGCUCAGCCUUGGAAGCGACCUGAAGUUUCCGAACCAGUGACUCGCCAGCGCCCGGUCUUCACUCAACCACUCCAAAACAUUGAUGCGCUACCUGAAGGAGAGACAGCUCACUUUGAAUGCCGCUUGAUUCCCGUCGGCGACCCGACUUUGAAGGUAGAAUGGUUCAGAAAUGAAAAACCUCUUGGAGACAGCUCAAGAAUCACCAAGGUCCACGAUUUCGGCUACGUCUCUCUGGACAUCAAGCACGUCCGCGAGGAAGACGAAGGUGUUUACAUGUGUCGCGCUUCUAACCCACUCGGCGAAGCAGUCACCACUGCUUCAAUGAAGGUCAGAACCAAAGCAAGCAUCCAAUUGGAGAGUCAGCACCCAGAAGCUCAAAAGAGAAUCGCUCAGUUGGAAGCCGGCAAACCUGGACGCGCUGAUGAGCCAGAGAAAGUCUUCGACAAACCAAUCUUCACCCAACUUCUAACUGGACCCAAUGAACUCUGGGAAGGCCAGGUUGCUCGUUACGAGUGCCGAGUUGUGCCGGUAGGCGACGCUAGUUUGAAAUUCGAGUGGUAUGUUAAUGGCGUGGAACUUAAAAUGGGAUCUCGCUACCACGUCAGUCAUGAUUUCGGCUUUGUUACUUUGGAUAUCUUGAAAGUAAUCGCGGAAGAUUCGGGAGUGUACUCUUGCAAAGCGAUUAACAAAGCUGGAGAAGCGGUGUCUUCUAUUUCUCUGAAGGUUAAAGCGCGCUCGGCGAUUGAGCAAGACGCUAUUCAUACAGACGCUUGGCAGAAGAUUCAGUUGAAAGAAGCUGAGAUGAACAAAGUUCCUGAAAUGUUCGUUGAUACUACACCUCAGCAAGCGCCGGUGUUCACCACACACCUAAAGAGCUACGAUAAGCUCCAAGAAGGCCAGCAUGUUUACCUAGAAGCCCAAGUUGAGCCGCGAGCUGAUCCAAAUCUGCGAACUGAGUGGUUCAAGAAUGGAGUCUCUCUUCAAACUGGAACCAGGUUACGCAGUACUUUUGAUUUUGGACUAGUGACCUUGUCAAUUAAUGGUCUAAGAGCUGAUGAUUCUGCUCUGUACACCUGCCGAGCUACGAACCUUCUUGGAGAAGCUGUGUCAACUUGCAGUCUUAAAAUCGACGACCGUCAUUGGCUUCUAGGAGACACUCUCCACCCGGAUGCUCUGUCGAAAAUCGAUGCGCUUGAGCAGCCUCUUGCUCCAACUCCAGAGCAGCCUGAACCUACUUAUGAAGAACCGGUGUUCAUUACUCACUUGAAUAAUGUAGAGUGCACUGAAGGCGACAACGUCCACUUUGAGUGUAACGUGGAACCUUCCAAAGACCCAACGAUGCAAAUCGAGUGGUUCAUUAACGGCAAGCCUCUUCCAACUGGCGCCAGGUACAAGACUAUCUACGACUUCGGAUUCGUCGCCAUGGACAUGGUCCACGCUUAUGAAGAAGACUCAGGGAUGGUCACUGUAAAAGCUACCAAUUCUAAAGGAUCAGCGCAGACUACUGGAACGUUGAAGUGCACCAGUAAGCAGAGUAUUUACCUCCAAACUCAGCACCCUCAGGGCCCAGCAGGUCUUGAGAAGGUCCAGGAGGUGGACGAAGCCUUCCAAUCAAGGUCCAGGAGACCCGAAGACGCUCCUGAGCCUCAGUACCCAAAACCUGUUUGGACGGUACCGCUCCAGGCAGAAUUCAAGCUUGGAGAAGCUGAGCCGCUUCAUCUAGAAGGCCAAGUCGAGCCUAAAGACGACCCUAACUUGAAGAUCGAGUGGUACUUUAAUGGAAAAGCCCUGGAACAUGGUUCUAGAUUCAAGAUGACCAGCGAUUUUGGGUUUGUUACUCUGGAUUUAACUGAUGUGUAUGAUAGAGACUCUGGAAUUUAUACCUGCAAGGCUUACAACAAAGCUGGAGAAGCUUUCACGGCGACAACUGUGUACUGCUCAACGAAGGAGAACAUAAUUGAACGCUCUCAGCAUCCCAAAGGCAAGGAGGGGCUAGAAGCGAUCCAAGAUCUUGAAGAGUCAUUGAAGAGACCUGAUGGCAAGCCUAUGGAACCUGAAGAAGGACAUCCUCCGGUGUUUACUUCCCAGUUUGAGAACUUGGUGAACCUUUCUGAGGGUGAAAUCGCCCACUUUGAAGCUUCCUUGACCCCCACAGGCGACCAGACGAUGGUAGUCGAGUGGCUCUACAACGGAAAAUCUCUUGAAGCCAGCCACAGGAUCAGAACAGUUUAUGCUUUUGGAAUGGUGGUUCUUGAAGUUCUGGGAACCAAGAUUGAAGACUCAGGAACUUACUCCUGCAGAGCGACGAACAAGUGGGGCAAAGCUGAGAUUUCUGUGACCCUGGAGUGCGUUGACAAGUCCAAAGGACAGAAGCCUAAGUUCACAACUCACAUUCAGUCCUUGGAGGGACUUAAAGACGGACAAUCGGUUCACUUUGAGUGCACUUUGAUUCCUGUUGGAGAUCCUAACAUGAAGGUCGAGUGGUUCCACAACGGAAAGCCGCUGAGACACUCAUCGCGCUUCAAAAUGGUCUCUGAUUUCGGGUUCGUGGUGAUGGACAUCGCUGGAGUCAUGUCUCAUGACAGCGGAGAGUAUGUUUGCAAAGCGAGUAAUAAAUUCGGGGAAGAUUUCACCAAAGCUACCAUCAAAUGCUUCGGAAAGAGCGGAGUCUAUUUAGACUCUUUGCAGCCUGAUUCUUUGGCAAGAAUCCGAGAACUUGAAGCUUAUGGCGGCGAACAGCACGCUGUUCCAUCAACACCUGUUGCGGAACCGCCUAAAUUCAUCACUCAGAUAACAGACAUCACCAAACUUGUAGAAGGCCAGUCGGCUCACUUUGAAGCAAGGUUGACUCCAGUUACUGACCCGGAUCUUAAGGUUGAGUGGUAUUACAACGGAAAGAAGCUUCCUCAUGGUCAUCGUUACAGAACUUUCCACGACUUUGGCAUAGUUAUUCUUGAUAUUCUGUACUGCUAUGAAGAAAACUCUGGAGUUUAUGAGUGCCGCGCUGUUAAUAAGUACGGAGAAGACUCCACUAAGGCCACUCUUAAGUGCAUGUCUAAAGCCAGUCUCAUCUUGGAGUCCCAAUUGCCAAAAGGAAUGGAGAAGGGCCUUGAAAAGAUUCAAACUUUGGAAGAUUCUAUGAUCAGAACCAAAGAUGAGAAGGUUACAGAAGAACGCGGCAAGGCUCCGAUGUUCACUGUGCCUCUGAGCAACAUCGACGGACUUCGUGAAGGUGAGAGUGCCCACUUUGAAGCCCGCUUGACUCCCACGGACGACCCUAAGCUGAAGGUAGAGUGGUUCUGGAACGGCAAGCCUUUAAGAACUGGCUCACGCUUCAGAACUUUCUGCGAUUUUGGGUUUGUGAUUCUAGAAAUCUCUCCAAUCUAUCCAGAAGAUUCAGGAGAGUACAGCUGCCGUGCUUCCAAUGAUUAUGGUGAGGCAGUAACUAGCUGCACUAUGAAGUGUACCGGAAAGCGAAGCAUCAUUCUGGAAUCUCAACUGCCCAAAGGAAUGGAGAGCACCAUUGAUAAAAUCGCAGAACUAGAAGGUCUAGGUGGAGAACCGGGUCAGAUAAUUCCUGAUGAUGAUACUGGCCGUCCUCCUGAAUUUAUCACAACUCCAUCAGACUUGACACUAAGUGAAAACUCUCUGGCUCACUUCGAGUGCCGGCUGUUACCAGUUAACGACUCCAGUAUGAGAGUAGAGUGGUUCCACAAUGGCAAAGCUCUAAACGCUGGUUCUCGUCUCAAGACAAUUCACGACUUUGGGUUUGUUAUUCUAGAAAUAGCCAAUUGUUACCAACGUGACUCGGGUCUGUACACCUGCAAAGCAACCAAUAGGCACGGAGAAGCUACAGUGUCUUGCAAGUUCCAGGUUCGUGGUCGCCAGGGUAUUGUCCUGGAGCCGCAAUUGCCGACUAACUUCAAAUCUGGAACGGAGAGCAUCCAGAGGCUUGAAGAAGCUUUGUAUAAAAAGGACGAGAUUCUUGCAGAAGAAGAGCAACCAAAUCCUCCUAAAUUUACAGUGGAGUUGAAGGAUAUUGAAGUUGAGGAGGCUGCGGCAAGUCACUUUGACUGCCGAGUGGAACCUAGAGGAGACUCUUCCAUGCGAAUUGAUUGGUUCCACAAUGGUAGGCCCUUCGCAACGGGUUCUCGUGUGCAUAUGAUCAAUGAUUUUGGAUUCAUUUCGCUGGAUAUGUCUUACACUUAUGCGAGAGACAGUGGGGAGUAUGUUUGCCGCGCUACUAAUAAGUGGGGGUCUGCUACGACCAAGGCAACCAUAAUCUGUAAGUCUAAGAAAGCGGUUGAUACUGAUUCACAAUUGCCGUCAGGAAUGAGUGGGGAAAAAUUGAAGGAAUUGGAACGCGGACCUGUUAGUGAGCCGGCUCCUGUUGAAGAAAUUCCAAGAAUUCCGCCCAAGUUUAUCACUCAGAUCCAGUCUGCGACUGUUGAAGAAUCUGAACCGGUGAGGUUCGAAUGUCGCGUUGAGCCGAAGGAAGAUCCAACGCUGAGGAUCGAGUGGUGGAGAAACGGAAAACUAAUCCCGGCUGGGCACAGAUAUCGCGCUGUUUAUGACAUGGGAUUUGUUUCCAUGGAUAUUCUGUAUGUUUACCCGGAAGAUUCGGGAGAAUAUGUCUGUCGGGCGGUUAAUAAUUAUGGAGAAGAUUCUACUAAAGCCUCGGUUUCUUGCAAGACUCUCCCUAGUAUUAUUCUGCAGAAUCAAGUACCUAAGGGCAUGAAGAGAUCGGAAGCUUUGAUGCAAAUGGAAGCUACUAUUAAGAAAUACACCUCGGAAGUUCAUCUGACUGAAGAUGAUCUGUAUGAUGCUGAGAAAAGGCAACCCCCGAGGUUUGUUACACAGAUACAGAACCAGACAGAGUUGGUUGAGAUGAAUAGUACUAAGUUUGAGUGCCAAUUGGCGCCUGUGGGAGAUCGAUCGCGCUGAUUCAAAGAACGCUAUCGCUCGAUUUAAUAAACCUUCAUACUGAU
Molecule: messenger RNA, 23029 nt
Organism: Cotesia congregata
Lineage: Eukaryota; Metazoa; Arthropoda; Insecta; Hymenoptera; Braconidae
Source: the annotation of a GenBank genome assembly